Pygocentrus nattereri (red-bellied piranha) is the source of this 2218-nucleotide messenger RNA. RefSeq names its product zinc finger and BTB domain containing 8A (gene zbtb8a). Gene Ontology annotation, molecular function: protein binding; DNA-binding transcription factor activity, RNA polymerase II-specific; RNA polymerase II cis-regulatory region sequence-specific DNA binding. The coding region runs from base 145 to 1539 and encodes 464 amino acids. The transcript is spliced from 4 exons. NCBI's taxonomy places the organism in Eukaryota, Metazoa, Chordata, Actinopteri, Characiformes, Serrasalmidae. Gene Ontology annotation, biological process: regulation of transcription by RNA polymerase II. The record is from RefSeq and is a predicted model, not a curated record.
GUGUGUGUGUGUGUGUGUGUGUGUGUGUGUGUUUUCCCUCACACACAAGCGGGUUUCGGUCUUUCGGGCUAAGCAGGAAGUGAUCAGUUAAAGCUAGAGGGGGGUGGGAAAAAACCUCCACCACGACCAAAGUAGCCGAAAGACAUGGAGAUGGUUUGCGAAAGUGGGACGUGUAGACCGUAUCGGACACCGUGCGAGCCGGGUCGUCAGCCUGUCCACAAAUGGACGAGCGCAGACAUGUCGGCCAAUCACCAGAGCUGCCUCCUGAAGCAGCUGGACCAGCAGCGGCGCCAGGAGCUCUUCUGCGACUGCAAUGUGCUGGUGGAGGGACACCUUUUCCGGGCGCACCGCAACGUCCUGUUCGGCAGCAGUGGCUACUUCCGCAUGCUGCUCUCACAUGGGGCCAAGGACAGCCUGGAGCCAGUCAGCGCCUCCUUUGACGCCUUCAGCCCCGACAUCUUCACCGUCAUCCUGGACUUUGUCUACUCAGGCCAUCUGGAGCUCAACAGCACCAACGUGAUCGAGGUGAUGUCGGCCGCCAGCUACCUCCAGAUGGACGAUGUCAUCGCCUACUGCAAGUCCUUCAUUAAGUCCUCGUUGGAGAUCAGCGCCAAGGAGGACGACAGCCACUACCUGUGCCUGUCUGAUGGCAGUCCUCCACAGGACAGUGGCGAGCAGGGUUCUGAGGAGCCCACGGCCUGCGAGGUCAGCACGGGCAGUCAAAGCAUCCUGUGGGACCACCAGGAGGACACCCAGACCAAGUAUGAGUACCCUGGAGAGGUGACUAGCCCGCAGGCGUCGGCCCUCCCUCAGAGCCCCUCGGCCCAGACCGAUCUGGAGUCUGGAAUGGAGGAGGACCAGACGGUGCAGUUCACGGCGGUGGAGCCCAGGAGAAGGGGAAACAGAAAGAGAACAGCCACUCAUCGCUACGCUCCAGACGACAGUUCACCUAUUGACCUCCAGAGGGCAGCAGCAGCCGCGCACUCCGCACAGAAAGCGGACGAACUCUACGCCACCAUGCCCACUAUUGUAGGGGUGGUAGGAGUUUUCAAUAAAGAUUCCAGCCCCUCAGUGCGCUUUAAGUGUCCGUUCUGCACACAUACAGUGAAAAGGAAGGCAGAUCUGAAGAGGCACUUGCGAUGUCACACGGGUGAGAGACCGUACCCAUGCCAGGCCUGCAGCAAGCGCUUCACCCGCCUCGAGCACCUCCGCAGCCAUUUUGAAACGAUCCAUCAGGCACGGAAGCUGGUGUGCCGGAAGUGUAAGCGUCCAGUGACGGAGCAGAGCGGCCGUGUGGUGUGUGAGGGGACCCGCCGUUACCGGCUGUGCAGGCUGUGCAUUCACGAGAGCGGCCUGCUGACGGAUGCCACCGACACCAACGGAGAGGAACCAGGGCUUCUGCUGGGCGUUGAAGAGGACCUGGAAGAGAACAGGGACAUGGCCUGGACGAUGGACGAUGACGACCUGGCCGAAGACUCUGGAACUGACCUCAUCAUUCAAGAAGUGGAGGACAGCGAUGAGGAGACCACCACAAAGUGAACAGUCCAUGUGGACGUGUGGGCAAACAAGCGACUGGUGCCAAUUUAAAAUUCUUUUUUUAGAAACUCGCCUGUUUGAAUCAAAAGACUUUUAAAACUGUCUAAAAGAGCUCUAUAACAGUACUACUUGUAUAAUUGUGUAAUAUAAAAAUGAUGUAAAUAGAUUAUUUCAGUAAUACAGUUGGUUAAAUUAUAAUUAUUUACCGUUAUAUGGGACAGAUGAUCAUGCAAUGUUAUAUUUUGCAAAAUACUUGAUAAUUUUUCAGUUGUUUCCUGCAGUUUUAGUUGACAUUUGAAAAAAAAAAUGCUUUGGACUUGCUUAUUUCAUAUAAACCGGUCCGCACCUUGCCAAAUAAUCCAGUUACUUGUAAAGAUUCUCAUGGAUAUGACAAAAAGGGAAGUUCUUCAAGCGAAGUGUGAAGGAUUCGUUUUUUCAAGUGACUUUCUUCGCUGAAGAGUUUGAACAAUCAAGUGUUAUUUUUAUGUGUCAUUUCAGUUUUGUGGAGACCAAUUUUGCACUUAUGUAUUGUUAUAAUUAUUUUCUCGUUCUGUAAGACCUCAUCAGUCAUCGUGUUAAUUUAUUAUAUUUUUUACGUUUUUUUAAGAAAAUAUAUACAUUUAUUAUUGCCUUUGUUAUACACCUGAAUUAAACCUGAAUUAAAUGGUUACAAUUUGAGGUA